UCUGCGGCCACGGGCGGCAAAGCGGAUAAGUCGGGAUAGAAACUGGAAAAGCCGAGCGGACAGUCCUUUGAAAACGGGGACCUCAAGUGCAUAGGGAAACCGAAGAAACGCGAGUGCGGAAAAGCGUUGCAGUGCAAAUUGCGGACAGGCGGAAACCGCGUUUCGUUUACAUUGUCCAGGCAUCUCGAGUGUCUGAAUAUUUGAAAAAGCAUUCCAGCAUCGCAGCUGCCAAAUCAAUUCUCGAGUGAGCCUUUAAAAACAGCAAAUUGAAAUCGAAAUUAAAAACGCAAAAAACGAAAUCGAAAUCGCAAGCCGCAGAAACAAAAACCGAAAUGUGUCUCGGGAUAAUCGUCAUCGAAAUUGCAUUGCCAUUGCGACAUUAAAAUGCAAUUUGUGCCGGUCGGCGACUCCAGUUACUGUCAAACUGUUGCCUCUUUAGCGGAUUAAUAUUUCUGUAAAUACCAGCCAAAAAGAAAAACGCUCUGAAAAACAGAAAACUCAUCAGCAGCAACACAGUCAAACAUGUCGACCAUAAAGCUGCUCAUUAUCGGUCACCUUUGGCUCUCGAUUGGCCUGAUCUCCGGCGACGAUUCGCUGGACACGCGUGAGGGAGUCGAUCUGGUGCUCAAGUGCCGCUUCACCGAGCAUUACGACUCGACCGACUUCACCUUCUACUGGGCGCGAUGGACCUGCUGUCCCACAUUGUUCGAGAACGUGGCCAUUGGCGAUGUGCAGCUCAACUCGAAUUAUCGCUUGGACUUUCGACCGAGUCGGGGAAUUUACGAUUUGCAAAUCAAGAACACUUCUUAUAAUCGGGAUAAUGGACGCUUCGAGUGCCGAAUCAAGGCGAAGGGCACUGGUGCGGACGUCCAUCAGGAGUUCUACAAUCUGACCGUGCUGACGGCCCCGCAUCCGCCGAUGGUCACCCCAGGAAAUUUGGCAGUGGCCACCGAGGAAAAGCCCCUGGAGUUGACCUGCAGCAGUAUUGGCGGUUCACCGGAUCCAAUGAUAACCUGGUACCGCGAGGGCAGCACAGUACCGCUGCAGUCGUAUGCGCUGAAGGGCGGUUCGAAGAACCACUAUACCAACGCCACCCUGCAGAUUGUUCCCCGACGGGCCGACGAUGGCGCCAAGUACAAAUGCGUCGUCUGGAAUCGUGCCAUGCCCGAGGGUCAUAUGCUGGAGACCAGCGUCUCGCUGAAUGUCAACUACUACCCCCGCGUGGAGGUGGGUCCCCAGAACCCUCUACGAGUUGAACGCGAUCAUGUGGCGAAACUGGAGUGCCGAGUGGAUGCCAAGCCGAUGGUCAGCAAUGUGCGAUGGUCUCGAAACGGUCAGUACGUGAGUGCCACGCCCACUCACACCAUAUACAGGGUGAAUCGUCAUCAUGCCGGGAAAUACACCUGCAGUGCGGACAACGGCCUGGGCAAAACGGGCGAAAAGGAUAUCGUCUUGGAUGUUCUAUAUCCCCCGAUAGUGGUGAUAGAGUCGAAAACCCACGAGGCGGAGGAGGGAGAAACUGUUUUGAUUCGCUGCAAUGUCACCGCAAAUCCUUCGCCAAUAAAUAUUGAGUGGUUAAAGGAAGGAGCUCCGGACUUCCGAUACACCGGCGAACUUUUAACCCUCGGUUCUGUGAGAGCCGAGCAUGCUGGAAACUAUAUCUGCAGAUCGGUGAAUAUAAUGCAGCCGUUCGGUUCGAAAAGAUUGGAGGGUGUGGGUAAUUCCACGGUGGCCCUACUAGUUCGACAUCGGCCGGGUCAGGCGUAUAUAACCCCCAAUAAACCGGUGGUUCAUGUGGGCAAUGGUGUGACCCUGACCUGCUCAGCAAAUCCUCCGGGCUGGCCAGUUCCCCAGUACCGAUGGUUCCGUGAUAUGGAUGGGGAUAUAGGGAAUACCCAGAAAAUCCUGGCUCAAGGUCCCCAAUACUCCAUACCCAAAGCUCACCUGGGCAGCGAGGGAAAAUACCAUUGUCAUGCGGUGAAUGAGUUGGGAAUUGGAAAGAUAGCCACCAUUAUUUUGGAGGUCCAUCAGCCCCCUCAGUUUCUGGCCAAGCUGCAGCAACAUAUGACCCGAAGAGUGGGCGAUGUGGAUUAUGCGGUGACUUGCAGUGCCAAGGGAAAACCCACUCCUCAAAUCCGAUGGAUCAAGGAUGGCACUGAGAUUUUGCCCACGCGAAAGAUGUUCGAUAUAAGAACCACGCCCACGGAUGCCGGUGGUGGAGUGGUGGCCGUCCAAAGUAUCCUCCGAUUCCGGGGCAAGGCCAGACCCAAUGGAAAUCAGUUGCUGCCAAACGAUAGAGGUCUCUAUACCUGCCUCUACGAAAACGAUGUGAACUCGGCGAACUCCUCUAUGCAUCUGCGUAUAGAACAUGAGCCUAUAAUAAUUCAUCAAUACAACAAAGUGGCCUAUGAUCUUAGGGAAUCCGCAGAGGUGGUUUGCCGCGUUCAGGCCUAUCCGAAGCCCGAGUUUCAAUGGCAAUACGGAAACAAUCCCUCGCCCUUGACCAUGUCUUCGGAUGGCCACUAUGAGAUAAGUACGCGAAUGGAAAACAAUGAUGUGUAUACCUCUAUCCUGAGGAUAGCGCACUUGCAGCACUCCGACUAUGGGGAGUACAUUUGCAGGGCUGUUAAUCCCUUGGAUAGUAUCAGGGCUCCCAUAAGACUGCAGCCCAAGGGAUCCCCGGAAAAGCCAACGAACUUGAAGAUCCUCGAGGUGGGUCACAACUAUGCCGUCCUAAAUUGGACACCCGGGUUCAAUGGCGGCUUUAUGAGCACCAAAUAUCUGGUGAGCUACAGGAGAGUGGCCACACCUAGGGAACAGACCCUAGCCGACUGUUCGGGUCAUGGCUAUAUACCCAGUUAUCAGAUAAGCAGCUCUUCCAGUAGUUCCAACCACGAAUGGAUCGAGUUCAACUGCUUCAAGGAAAACCCCUGCAAACUGGCACCGUUAGAUCAGCAUCAGAGUUACAUGUUCAAGGUAUAUGCUCUGAACUCCAAGGGAACUUCGGGUUAUUCGAAUGAGGUUUUGGCCACCACGAAGGUCAGCAAGAUUCCACCGCCCUUGCAUGUGAGCUACGAUCCCAAUUCGCAUGUCCUGGGCAUCAAUGUGGCCGCCACCUGUUUGUCCCUGAUUGCGGUGGUGGAGUCCCUGGUCACCCGGGACGCCACUGUGCCCAUGUGGGAGAUCGUGGAGACCCUGACCCUUCUGCCCUCGGGCAGUGAAACCACCUUCAAGGAGGCCGUCAUCAAUCACGUGUCGCGCCCCGCCCACUACACCACGGCCACCACAUCGGGCAGGAGUCUGGGUGGUGUGGUGGGUGGAGUGGGAGGAGUGGUGGGUGGUGGCGUCCACCUGGGCGAGGAUCGCACCAUGGCCUUGGCGGAGACCGCCGGUCCUGGUCCAGUGGUGCGGGUCAAACUAUGUCUUCGGUCCAACCACGAUCACUGCGGAGCAUAUGCCAACGCGGAAAUUGGCAAGUCCUACAUGCCGCACAGCUCCUCCAUGACGACCUCAGCCUUGGUGGCCAUCAUCAUCGCCUCGCUUUCCUUCCUCGUCUUCCUGGCUCUCCUCUACGCCUUUUGCCACUGCCGCAGGAGACACGCCUCCAAGAAAGAAAGUGGUUCUGUGGGAGGAGGGACUGGAGGUGGAGGCACCGCUAACAGCGCCACAAAUCCAGGAUCCGCGGCAACCAAGGAGUACGACCUUGACUUGGACGCCAGCCGAAGACCCUCGCUGAGCCAGGAUGCCCAGCAGCAGCAGCAGCCGCCGCCACCACCCCCCUACUACCCCACGGGAAGUCUGGACUCCAAGGACAUAAGCAAUGGGAACGGCGGGAUGGAACUCACCCUCACCGCCCUCCACGAUCCCGACGAGCAGCUCAACAUGCAACAGCAGCAACAGCACCACAGCAACCACGGCCAGUACCAACAGCCCAAAGCCAUCCUGGGCAUCUAUGGUUCCAGCGGGGGGGGCUCCAGCUCCGGGGGCAACGGGGCAUCCGGGGGACCACAGCAUCCACAUUCGAACGGCUACGGCUAUCAUGUGACAAGUGCCAUCGGCGUGGACAGCGACAGCUAUCAAGUGCUGCCCUCCGUUGCCAACUCAGCAGCCGGAUCCCACGGACAUGGCAAUGGACAUGGACACGGACACGGACUGGGCGCCGGAGAGUCAGGACCACUUGAGGCGACACCAGCAACAUGCAACAUCAGCGGCGGCAGCAGCAACAUUAACCCAUUGCAGCAGCAACAUUCAGCACGCGCCAAUUUAACGAACCAACCCACCAUCGCCAUUGCCAACAACACCACCAACAAGAACAACUACAACAACAACGUCAACAACAACUACAACAACAGCACGAACACCACCACCAACAACACCAACAAUUGCACCACCACCACCCUGAAACGCAGCCAUUUGGGAAACAGAGAGCGGGAAAGGGAUGCCAGGGAAAUGAGAUCCCUGGUGACCGCAGCCACUGCGGCAACAACAACAGCACUGGCAACCACCAUAACAACAACGUCUCGCAAUGCCAAGGCAGCAACAACAACAACAACACUAGCCAUCACAGGGUCAAGCAACAAUUCGAACGAGAACAACUACAGCAAUGCCAGGGAUUUGUCGCAGGAGGCCUUGUGGCGCCUCCAAAUGGCCGCCGCCCAGUCGCAGCAGAUUUAUGUGGAGCGCCCGCCGUCGGCAUUCAGCGGCCUGGUCGACUACAGUGGCUACUCGCCGCACAUCCCGACGGUGACCAGUUCGCUCAGCCAGCAGAGCUUCAGUCCCACGCAGCAGCUGGCGCCCCACGAAAUGCUGCAGGCCGCCCAGCGGUACGGAACCCUGCGGAAGUCCGGAAAACAGCCGCCUCUUCCGCCCCAGAGGAAGGACCUGCCACAGCAGGCGAAGCCGCAACAGCAAAUGGCGGAUAUAAUACAGGAUUUGGCAAAUUAAACUAAUUGCCAGUUAAGAGCAGCAACCCGCAACAAAACGGCAACAAAAUACAUUUUGACAUAAGCAUUUAAGUAAGUAAAUAGCAAAAAAAUAAACACAUAAAAAAUUUAAAUUUCUAGCUGUUUAAGUGGCGUAAAAAUUGCUGGCAAUGCAAACGUAAAAAGCAAAUUAAGAGAAAGCUUGCCUAUUUCGACCAAAACCAAAAAAAAUGCUGUAAAUGUGAAAAAUCUACAGAAAUACCAAAAAUAAGAAAUAAGUAAAAAUACAAGUAUUUUAGGAAAUACCCAAAGAUAUAGAAAACAAAAAUAAAAUUCUCAAGCUCUUUAUUUUGUUAUUACUCGUACAAAAAAAAAAGCUGUAGGGAUAUGAAAAAAAUGGUGACUAUUUUAAUGAAGAAAUUUACCGAUUUAGUUUUCUGAAGAUAAAUAUUAUAAUUAUUUAUUUAAAAUCAGCUUUUAGUCCUGGGCAUUGAUGCAUAUUCUUGUUUUCUUUAUUUAUAAAUACAUAAUAAAUUAAAUAACGUGUUAGUUUGUCGAUGUUUUGCCAUCUUUAUUUUAGGUUCUUUCGGCGCACUUCGACUUUUGAAAUUGGCUUUAAAACCAUUAUUUGUAAAAGUCGUUUCAAAAAUAUUACAUAAUUUCGUAAAAAAUUUUAAUAUAAUUUCCAAAGCCACCACCGCAUAUUUUAUUUAUAUUUAAAUAAUAGCGAAUUCCAUAUUUUGUCGAUCGUGUGGCCAAAAUAUUGAGGUCCAUGGUGACAAACUGCAAAAAUACCGCCAUGUUAUUCUGGUCAAAUCAUUGUUAAACCGACAGCCAAACACAAAAGCCACCUUUUGAGGUUUCUAUUGCCUUUUUUAGGGCCGUUCUGCUGAAUAUGGAAAUUGUGUUCGUUUAAAUCAAAUAAAAGAGACAAAAUGUUCAUUUAAUUGCUUUUCCACCCGGCCAGGUCAAAAUAAACCAAUGGCCAAUAAAAAUCAAACUUCGACACAAUGCGAAAAAAGGGGAAAGGUUGGCAAAAGUUUUCGACUCCUCAUUAGCUUUUGUCUCCAUUGGGGCAUUAAAUUGGAACGAAUAUUUGUUUGCUCAACUCGACUAAUUGCGCUGCUAAUUUCAAUUGUUCGCAUUGUCGGCGGGCAAUAAUAAUGCAAAAAUUGUAAUUACAAAUUAACAAUUGGUCGUCUGGGUCCCUCGGUGACCCAAAAUUAGAUUGUGUAAAUUUGCAAAUUAAUUUGCCAUUGCACAAAGCCCCCGGUGCAACUCAGUUCGGCAAAAUCAGAGCACAAAAUAUCAAUUUAUUUACUGUGCCAUCUGUAAAUAGUAGACACGGACACUGAGUCAUUUAAUUGCAACUGCAACCAACUUUUAAACUAAGCGCUGCCAGUCAAAAGUCCAAGUGAGUUGCAUUUACAUUUAAACUAGAUAAAAAAAUAUUUACACAGCGACAUACAAAACCGCAAAAUAUGGAAAUUACAAUAGAAAAACUAUCUUUUAGCAUAAAGAGAGCAAAUCUUUCAAAUAAAAUCAUAAUAGCCGGAAAAGAGAAUAAUCAACAGACAGCAAAACGAAUUCAAUUUAAAUGUUAAGCUGCGGGGAGUUUCAGAAUGCUUUUGUUUUAUGAACCAAAAUUGAGUGAAAAGUUCAUUACAGAUACUUUUUCGGUUGUUAUUUACUUUUCGCCUUCAUUCGUGAAAAGUGAUUACCGAAAAAUCAUCAGCCAAACUUUUACAAAACUUUCACCCGACUUGAGGGUGGAAUACGGUUAUUAUAAAUAUUGAUUCGGCUGCCCUUCUUUUUUGCACUCCGAAAGUAAUAAAAUUUAUUAAAUUUGUAGCCAUCAAAACGGGUUGUAAAACAUUUAGUUGUACAGAUUUUUCGCUUGUUUCCCAAUUUAAAACCAAACCUUUUAGCACUCAGUGAUAUAGUAAAAAACAAAGCAAAACACAGAAUAUUUAAUUGCACAUAGAGGGGGAAAUAUCUUUAAUCCAAUACUUGUUCAGCUCCGUUAUGAAAUAUUCAAGUAAUAAAUCCACAUAAUUGAAGCAUUUAUUUUGGUGUUAGGCAAACAAAAAAAGAGUAAUGUAAAAGAGAAAAGCAUCAGUAUUUUUUGGGAAUGUUUGCGCAACAAAUUAUGCAUGGAAAUAAAGUUAAGUAAAUUAACUUAAAUGUUUCAAUGAAAGUUGCGCAUGCAUAGACCUCUCCUAGCAAUGGAAACCAAUUAAAUGGAUAAUUAAAUUUUAAGAAUAUUGUACAUACUUAAACAGAGUAAACCAAAGAUAUAGAUAUUCUAUGUAAACAGUUUAAUUCGAAAUAAAUAUGUUAAAAUAUGGUCAAUAAUAUUAAAAAAGAGUAGCUAAUAAGAACUCCAUUUUUGAGUGUGUUUGUGUGGCUCUGAGUAAAACACAUUACAUUUUCACUUUAAAAGAAAUCAUUUCUGGUUUUACUUAAAAGUAUGUAUUAUAUAAAUUAAAUUUAGAAUUAGUUUAUAUUUUCAGUUUAGUCCCCAAACAAACUCAGACCGCAAAAGCAUUUUUCCAUUAUCCACCUAGAUAUAAACCAAAAUGUACUUGUAAUCCAAAACCAAAAGAGAUCAAAAUAGUCGAUAAACCUUAGUCUAAGUCUGAAUCUUAGUUAAACUGUCCAUUUUGUCAAUGUGCGUUUUAUUGUUUCCACUUAAACUAAAUGUAAACUAUUAAAAACUGUUCUCCAAAUGAAAACUGAGACAACGGAAAUGUUCACGCCAGGCGAUUGUAACAUUUUACUGUCAUUUUUAUUGCAAAACCAAACAAGAAUUAAACUAAUUUUAAAUGUAAACCUAGACCGUAAUGAUAUACGAUAUUAUACAAUGUAAA
Drosophila subpulchrella is the source of this 7792-nucleotide messenger RNA. It is a transcript of the gene fred, whose product is annotated as hemicentin-2. The record is from RefSeq and is a predicted model, not a curated record. The transcript is spliced from 10 exons. Gene Ontology annotation, cellular component: cell-cell junction. Gene Ontology annotation, biological process: cell-cell adhesion. The coding region runs from base 523 to 4944 and encodes 1473 amino acids. Lineage: Eukaryota; Metazoa; Arthropoda; Insecta; Diptera; Drosophilidae. Gene Ontology annotation, molecular function: cell adhesion molecule binding.